AUGGACGUCUCCACCAACAGCAGCUCGGCGUCAGUUGACUUCUUCCUGGUCGAUGGCAGUCUGGAUUACGAGGUUCCUCCGGAUGAGAUCCCGGACACCACGCGGGGCCGUGCCUUCUUCGUGGCCACCGUGGUCAUCGGCGUGGUGCUGGUGGGCAUCAUGCUGGUCUGUGGAGUAGGAAACUGUCUUUUCAUCGUCAGCCUCGCCCGCUACAAGCAGCUGAGGAACCUGACCAACAUGCUGAUCGCUAACCUGGCGGUGUCGGACGUGCUGGUGGCCGUGGUGUGCUGUCCCUUCCUGCUGGAUUACUACGUGGUGAAGCAGCUGUCCUGGGACCACGGCCUGCUGCUCUGCGCCUCCACCAACUACCUGCGCACCGUGUCACUCUACGUGUCCACCAACGCGCUGCUCACUAUCGCCGUGGACAG
This is a messenger RNA of Paralichthys olivaceus (Japanese flounder), 428 nucleotides long. The record is from RefSeq and is a predicted model, not a curated record. NCBI's taxonomy places the organism in Eukaryota, Metazoa, Chordata, Actinopteri, Pleuronectiformes, Paralichthyidae.